UGAGUGACACUCAUACCUCUUCAGCAGUUACACGCACAUGUUUCACUCAGUUCACUCGCUUCCGGUUCAUCAUGGCGGCAUCCAUGGCUUCACAAGCAAUAGUGAGAGGUCUACGUGGAUCCAGCGCAAAAUACUUGUUUUUCAAUAAAAGCAAGUUGGCGCGGGUGAGCCCCAGAAGAUGGCUGAACCUGCAGGAGUACCAGAGCAAGAAGCUGAUGCAGGACAACGGCGUGACGGUGCAGCGCUUCUUCGUGGCCGACACGGCCUCGGACGCCCUGGAAGCAGCCAAGAGACUGAAUGCCAAGGAGAUUGUUUUAAAGGCACAGAUUCUCGCAGGAGGGCGAGGCAAGGGUGUGUUCGACAGUGGCCUUAAAGGAGGAGUGCACUUAACGAAAGACCCUUCUGUGGUGGGGGAACUGGCCAGUAAGAUGCUGGGUUAUAACUUGACCACCAAGCAGACUCCAAAGGAGGGAGUGAAAGUAAAAAUGGUGAUGGUGGCUGAGGCCCUGGAUAUCACCAGGGAGACGUAUUUCGCCAUCCUGAUGGACAGGUCCUGCAAUGGGCCGGUCAUGGUUGGCAGUCCCCAGGGUGGGGUGGACAUCGAGGAGGUGGCUGCCAAAACGCCUGAGCUCAUUUUUAAGGAAGUCAUAGAUAUUUUUGAAGGGGUGCGAGACGAUCAGGCAGUUCGCAUGGCAGCUAAUUUGGGUUUCAAAGGACCUCUGGAGCGACAGGCAGCAGAUCAGAUUAAGAGGCUCUAUGAUCUCUUCCUGAAAGUCGACGCAACUCAAGUUGAAGUCAAUCCCCUUGGCGAAACUCCCGAAGGACAAGUGGUCUGCUUUGACGCCAAAAUAAACUUUGACGACAACGCCGAGUUCCGGCAGAAAGACGUCUUCGCCAUGGAUGACAUGACAGAGAGCGACCCGACCGAGACGGAGGCUGCGAAGUACGACCUCAAGUACAUCGGGCUGGAUGGGAACAUCGCGUGCUUCGUGAAUGGUGCCGGCCUUGCCAUGGCGACGUGUGACAUCAUCGAUCUCCAUGGAGGCAAACCCGCCAACUUCCUAGAUCUGGGAGGAGGAGUGAAGGAGAACCAGGUGUACCAGGCAUUCAAGCUGCUCACUGCGGACCCCAAGGUGGAGGCCAUCCUGGUGAACAUCUUCGGGGGGAUCGUGAACUGCGCCAUCAUCGCUAACGGCAUCACCAAGGCGUGCCGGGAACUGGAGCUCAAGGUGCCCCUGGUGGUGCGUCUAGAAGGAACCAACGUGCAGGAGGCCAAGCGGAUCCUGAGUGAGAGCGGACUGCCCAUCACAGCAGCCAACGACCUGGAUGAUGCAGCCAAGAAGGCCGUGGCCGCCAUUGCCAAAAAGUGAGCGCCAUCUCACCUUUGGCGGUCAGCCUCACACCUGCUUCCACAGAGCUCUCCACUCGUCAGCUUGACUAAUGACUAUUGCUUUAAAUGCAUAUGCCAUGUUUAAUUACACUUUUGCCCUACAUUUUUUGCAAAUCAUUUAUUUUUGUUUUCACUUUGUGCAUUCCGAGUGAUCAAGUGACAAAAGCAGGUGGUAUCGUUCACACAGAAAGUAAGAUUGCAGUCAGCGUGAAUCAGUGUUCUGAUGAAACACUGAUGCAUUGCCCAGACAAAAACGGAAAGAAUUGUUCUCACCUCCAGGCUGAGUGACAGGUCCAGUACUGCCUUAUUCUCACUUCUGAAGGACAUAAGCUUCUGCCAUCACUGUGAAAUAAUUGUCAAGGCAAAGCAAUGCAAUUUCUGAAUAAUUUAAUGUAUGCUGCUGAAUUUUGUGCAGUGUGUAAAAUCAAAAAACCUGUGUCAUUGAUGUAGUUCGACUGUUUGAGCAUUUUUGUAAUUUUGCAUAUAUUUCAAGCUUUGUAAUAUCAUUAGAGACAAAUAUUUUUGCCUUAUUGCAGAAAAAAAUAUAUAUAAUUGUGGUGGUUGUUGCCUUAAUUGUUGAAUACUAUAGGGAAUCUUGCAAACCACAAUGCAGUAUACAGUCUUCACUUUUUACACUUGAUAUUAUUUUGAAAUAAUAAAUAAAAUUAUUAUAUUUUAUUUGCAAAUAUGAUUUUAAAGUGCUCAUUAGAUUUAUAGCAUUACCAUAUAACCAUUUUAUGUGUAAGCAUUGUUAAAACUCUCUGUAAAACCAAAAAGCCCGCAUUCUAUCAUAACAAGUCCUUUGUCACAUGAAACAUUUGUUCUGGGUUUGAUUCUGUAGCCAACCGAUUAAUCUGAGAUAUGAAUUUUUUUUGGUCUCAUUUAAUUAUGGAUUUAUUUUUUGUUGCCAGUAUGUACAAAAAGAUCAAAGUGUAUUUCCUGUAACAGACCUGUGACAAAGAGAUAAAGCUGAAUAUUUGAAGAAUGUGAUGAGGUACAAAUGACAAAGAAUUUUCAUUUGUCAGAAACUUAAGCAAUAUUUCUUUUGAGUUCUGAAGUGUGCUUUAAGGUUUUCGGGAACAUGCCAAUAUUGAAAACGUUUGCCUGCUGGGGGAGUCACAUUUUGACUGUUAUGUCUUUGUGGAAAGGAGCAGAAUGCCUUUGAGGGGAAGAAAGCAAUAAAGACAGAGA
Messenger RNA from Megalops cyprinoides (Indo-Pacific tarpon), 2581 nucleotides. RefSeq names its product succinate-CoA ligase GDP-forming subunit beta (gene suclg2). The record is from RefSeq and is a predicted model, not a curated record. The transcript has 11 exons. Gene Ontology annotation, molecular function: ATP binding; succinate-CoA ligase (GDP-forming) activity. Lineage: Eukaryota; Metazoa; Chordata; Actinopteri; Elopiformes; Megalopidae. Gene Ontology annotation, biological process: tricarboxylic acid cycle; succinyl-CoA metabolic process. Gene Ontology annotation, cellular component: mitochondrion; succinate-CoA ligase complex. Bases 72 to 1370 code for a protein of 432 amino acids.